Messenger RNA from Trichoplusia ni (cabbage looper), 3309 nucleotides. Its product is annotated as polynucleotide 5'-hydroxyl-kinase nol9. The record is from RefSeq and is a predicted model, not a curated record. Gene Ontology annotation, biological process: cleavage in ITS2 between 5.8S rRNA and LSU-rRNA of tricistronic rRNA transcript (SSU-rRNA, 5.8S rRNA, LSU-rRNA). NCBI's taxonomy places the organism in Eukaryota, Metazoa, Arthropoda, Insecta, Lepidoptera, Noctuidae. The transcript has 5 exons. Bases 233 to 2980 code for a protein of 915 amino acids. Gene Ontology annotation, cellular component: nucleus. Gene Ontology annotation, molecular function: polynucleotide 5'-hydroxyl-kinase activity.
UUUUUUUGUGACAACCCCGUACAUUUCCAUAUGUCAACACUGUCAACUAUCUACGAACUGCCAAACUUAACACGCAUGUUCGUAUUCCCGGCGAGUUUACAAUAUAAAUAUUUGUAUAUUUAGCACGCUGUGGGAGGACACGCAUUUUGAAUCGAUCAAUACAUACACUAAGUUGCAUCCCAUCAGUAGUUAGGUCUAUUUAUUAAGUAUUGUGUGAGAAUUUUAGGCCAAAAUGGAUUUUUUUGCUAAAGCACACGUUUUAAAAAAGAAAGACAGUAAGGCAGAAGAAUUAACGAAGAAAAAUCUAAAAGCCAUGUUGCAGGGCUACAGAAAAAGCGAUAAUGAACUUAUUAAGAAGAGUGCAAGCGGUGAUAUUGGUAUUUAUACUAGUUACGACGUGUCCAAUGUGAGUGAUGUUGAAGAAAUUGUAAUUUCUGGUAGUGAAGCAGAUACUAGUCAAUCAAAGUCUUCUGAAGCCGAUAGCACAUCACCUAGUAAAAUUUCUGCUAGUAAUCGAUAUAUUAACAAUGAAAUUGAAACAAAAUCUGAAGAUACAGAGAGCCAGAAAUCUAGUGCCUCUGGUAAAUCAAGUGAUGAAGUAGUUGUGAGAGAAUCACGAAGUAAUGAAUCUAUAUCGGAGUGUGAUGAGGAAAUACAAUCUUUGUCUGACGAAGCUGAAAGUGUAGAAUCUGACUCAAGUGAGGAAAUACCACUUCUAAUAAAAUUAGAUGAAACAACAACAGAAGCUGUGUCAACAGAUUCAGAAGAAUUUGAUCCAGAAGGAAUUUUAGCAUCAAAAAUACUUGAGAAAUUGGGUAAAACCAAAGUUGAAUCUAGUCAUAAAGGAAAGAAGAGGAAACUCGAGAAUGUUCCAAAAAAUAGUAAAUCUAAGAAAAAUCUUAAAGAAACCACACCAGUUGCUGAAAUUGAUAAUGUUGAUGAAAUGAAAGCUUUGAGUAUAGUCACUGAUGAUGACAACACCACAUCAACAACUGAUUCUGCACCAUAUGUGUCAGUAUCAGUGGAUUAUAUGCCUGACCAGAGUUUCUCUGAUGUUAUGAGAGAACACUUUAAACCCUUAGUUGACGCAGGUAGCCGUUUCCCUCCAACAAUAACAGACUCGGACAAUGCUCCAGUGGUUGACAAUGAUUAUAGAUUGUUUUUGGUCAGUGAUGAAGAUGAAAAAGAGGGGCAGCAGAUUGACGAAAAUGCAGAUUGUAACCAAGAAGGAACACAAGAACAAGAUCAAGACGAAAACAUGGCGGUCACUAAUGAUCCAUAUGCUGUAGAGAGACCAUCAUCUUUAGAAGAUAUUCCCCAAAAUGAACAUGACAAAGAAUCACAGGAAGAGAAUUUUGUUAGUCCUGUAAAAGUUUAUAAUACACAAAAUGGUUAUGUGUGUGUGCUGAGGCAUCCUACCAGUUUGUACAUAAAUGGGAAAGUAAGAGUUAAGUUAUUAACAGGACCAGUUGAAGUUCUUGGUCACAGACUGAAAGAAGGCCAAAAACUGAAGCUGUAUGCUCCUAAUAACAGCCAUUCUAUGUGCUUCUCCACCUUUACAAGCGAAACAUCUUCUUAUGGACUAUUUGGCAAGCUGACAGCUGCAGGGUUAGCGGUAUCUGAAGCUGAGGACAUAGUGACAUCCUUGAAACCAAAUGAUGGGGUGAUUCUCCUUAAAACUUUGGUGGAGUCUUCAAUUGAUUUUGUACAAAAGUAUAUGAACACAGAACUGAGUUUGAGGUCCUUGAGGACUGUUGAGAGUGUGCUUAGACCUAUAUCUGUAGACUUAGAAUGUAAUCUCUACCUGACUAAGCCAUGGAGACACUUUCAGAUGGGUACAGAAUGGGAGUUGGCUGUUCAACAUGGAAAUGAGGAUAAAAGCAGGGGUGUCAUCUGUGGAGGCAAAGGCGUGGGCAAGUCCACAUUCCUUAGAUACUAUGUGAACCAAUUGUUGGAAGAUGGUCCAUUGCUAGUCAUAGAUCUAGACCCAGGACAGUCCGAGUUCACUGUAGCGGGCAUGGUGUCGGCCACAGUAGUCUCUGCACCACUACUUGGACCAAAUUACACACAUUUGAAGACUCCUGAUAUAAUGUACUACAUAGGCAUGAUCAAUCCUAUGGACAACUGCGUGCGUUACGUGAACGCUGUGACCGAGGUGCUCGUGGACUGCCACGCACGCUUCAGCAACCUGCGCUGGGUCGUCAAUACCAUGGGCAUGUGCAACACUAUAGGCCUCAGAUUCAUAAUCCACACCAUACUGCACACACAGCCCACCUUUGUAAUGCAAAUAGACUCUAACAUAAGAAAAAAACGCUUUGAGCACCAACUACAUGACUACAAAGUCCAAGAGUUGUACGACGAAUGGAAGCACGUUAAGAUAUUCAGGUGCUGUAAUGCUCCAACGUUGAAGUAUGCGUUCGUGCACGCGAAGGCUGUGGAGGGGUGCGAUAAACACAACACGUCGCGGUCGCCGAAGGACGAUAGAUUUUUGAACUACCUUGCGUAUUUUGGAAGGCUAAUGAACGUUAAUAGUGGAGCUAGAAGUUUGCUUCAAAUUUUACCUUAUGAGGUCAAUUUGGCUGAUAUCGCCGUGUUGACUAACGUGAAAAUAACUGAUGACAUUUUGAAGGUGAUUAAUGGAAAAGUAGUAGCUCUGUGUCGAAGCAAAGAUGUAGCAAAGGGAAGUGUGUCGUGUAUUGAGAAUAACCCUCUGUCAUGCUACGGACACGGUUUGGUGCGAAGUGUGAACUUUGUGGAGGGCUUGAUGUUCAUAGUGACCCCAGUGCACAACCUGCUGCCAGUGAACACCCUGGUGUAUGCGGACUGGGCGCCCGACCUGUGCGCGCCUGACCCUGCGCUGCCCGCUGGCGUGACCGUGCCCUACGUCACCACUCCGCACCAACAACAGAAGCAGCUGAUGAACCCGCCCCGCCGCCGCUUCAACCCACUACAACUAUUGAAAAUGUCGAGGAUGGCCUAAAUUGAAACUUUCCAUUAUUGGUUAAUAAAUUUGUAAUUGGAAUAUAUCCAAAAUAAUAAAUCUUAAAUUAUACAAAAGGAAAUCUAAUAAUUAUUUUGUUAAUUAUAUUUGACGAUAAUUUUGUACUUACAAGGCUAAUGAAACAUAACAUAAAUGAUCAUAUUAACUUAAAUAUCCCCAUCCUAAACACCUUUGCUUUAUAAAUGCUGCAUUAAAAUUUUAUAAAAAGUCAAAAAGAGUUUAGAAAAGAAUUGUUGACAUGGGGUUCCUUUAUUACUAAUAAAUUAUAUUAGGAAGUUAUAAUUUCACACAAACAAUAGAUUACAAUU